Messenger RNA from Sphenostylis stenocarpa, 546 nucleotides. The record is from the annotation of a GenBank genome assembly. NCBI's taxonomy places the organism in Eukaryota, Viridiplantae, Streptophyta, Magnoliopsida, Fabales, Fabaceae.
AUGGCUGAAGCUGUUAUGGGUUUCACCCUCUUCAAAUCACAUAGUCUUGGCUCAUGUCUACAAACAAGGAGGUUUCAAGUAAACCACUCUACAAGAUUGCAUGUUGCAUGUUAUGUAUUUGUAAACAAGGUGUUAGAGGGAAAGAGCAAAAGGGGAUCUUUGUGUAAAGUGAAUGGGUUACCAGAUUGGCCACUUAUGGCAGUUAUAGUUGAACACAUGGAAGGGCAGAGAGAUAUGAUCACUAUUAAAACAGUUUCCCAUCUCAGUGAUAAGGCAAUAAAGAAUGUUUACGCUUGGUACAUAAUGUUUACCAUUUGGGGAGGCUUAUUCUUUGGUUCAAUGAAGGAUCCAUAUUACGACUCAGAAGCAUAUAGGGGAGAUGGAGGAGAUGGCACUGGCAACUGGAUCUAUGAAAAGCAAGAGAUUAUGGAAGCAGAAGCCAGAGAAGCUCUGUGGAGGGAAGAGUUGAUUGAGGAGAUAGAAGAAAAGGUUGAAGGGUUGAGAGAACUUGAAGAAGGUGCCAAGAAGGAGGAACUAGUCAAGUGA